Molecule: messenger RNA, 6995 nt
Organism: Penaeus indicus
Lineage: Eukaryota; Metazoa; Arthropoda; Malacostraca; Decapoda; Penaeidae
Exons: 2
Coding region: 138-1751 (537 amino acids)
Cellular component (GO): cytoplasm
Molecular function (GO): protein binding
Source: RefSeq, a predicted model, not a curated record
UGAUCGGGACAAGCCCUUCAAAGCCGCCUCGCGUUGACUGGGGGCAGGGACUCGAACGCAGCCGUGGGUGAUGCUUUGUGAUUGUUUCUGUGAAAACCAAAACCUCCUUCUGCUGUAGCUCCUCCAGGCAGGUCACUAUGGCUCUCUUCGCCCGAGCGUCCAUCCUCGACCUGUCAGAUGAUGUCCUCCUGCUCAUAUUCUCGUAUCUGAAGGCCCGUGACCUCAUGAGUCUCAUAGAGACUUGUGAACGAUUCAGCAAAGUUGCCAGUGAUAAGUCAUUGUGGACGGAAGGGGACUUUAGUGGGAGAUGUCUCUCUCUGCAGCAGCUAAAGAGGUGCCUUGUAUACUUGCGAGCAACAACACGUCGCCUGAUACUCCGGGGCCACAAGAAGAAGUAUGCUGGAACACCUAAAUGGAAGACACCACUCAUCAGUGCAAGUCUUCUAAAGGCCAUUGGAGAGAAAUGCCCAAAUUUAGAGGAACUAACAAUUAGUGAAGCUUAUAUUGAUGCCACCAAACUAAAGGUUACUGAUUUUAUGCCUGUGAAAUCUAUCACAAAAUUUUGUAUUGUAGAUUGUGAGUUUGUGAACCUCCCUCCACAAUUACGGGAAGGAUCAUAUUUCAAACGGACACACAAAGUCCUGCCCCGGCUUGAGUGUUUAAAAAUCACAAAGUGUGGAUGGGUAGAUGAUUAUGAUGUGAUGGUGUUAAGUAAAGUGGACACCCUCAAGAGACUUGUAUUAAGAAAUCUACCAAGAGUUGGUCGAGCAAUGGCAUACAUUGCCCUUGGGUUUAGGUUUGGUUUUCAGAAUUUAGAGGAACUGGAUUUAAGAGGCACAAGUUUAGAGGAUAAUGAAGUAAUGUCAGUUGUACAGAAUGGGAAGUUAAGGGCGCUGUACCUGGGCCCAAUGGGACCAGUAAAACGGCUUCCAGAAGAACCCCCGGGAGGCCACAACCUCAUCAUGCCUGACCCACGCUGGCAGGAAGAGCGACAGCAGGUGGUAGUUAUUAAUGUAGGACCAAAUGGACCGCAGUGGAGACAAGUGAAUGAUGAGGAAUUAGACGGGAUGGGCCUGCAGUGGGUACGUGAUGCUCCUGUCGUUCAGCGCAACAGAGCAGAAGAGGAGGAUGAGGACAGACACUACUUUAUUGGCAGAGAUGGUAGGCCUGUAGAGCAUGAGGAAAAUAAUGAUGAGGAUGCAGAUGAAAAUGAUAACGAACGAAAUGGUGUUGCUCAAGCAGAAGAAGGAAGACAACAGAUUCCUCAGGGAAACCAGAUGGGGACAAAUAACCAGCAGGGAAAUAACGAUCAGCAGAGGGAAGAAGAUAGUCGAGAUGAAGAGGAAGAGGAAGCCGAGUCUUGUAAAGAUAAACAAGAGGAGGAGGAGGAGGAGGAGGAUGAAGAAGAAUUAGAAGAUGAGUUAGGAGACGAUUACUGUGACCAUAGGGAAGAUGCAGAUGAAGAAUUGUGCUCUGAACCAUAUCAGCUUCCGGAUGAAGGUUUAUCAGACAAGUUGGUGUAUGCUUUUGGCCAGAAGACAAAAUUCCUUCAUACACUAGUACUGUCAGGGUGUGCAAUAACAGAUUUUGGACUACAGGAAAUAAUUCGCCUGGUUCCUUCGUUGAAAGUGCUUGAUGUUACCAACACAAAAGUGACAAGCAGUGGAGUACAGGAGGCCAGAGUUGCCAGGCCCGAUUGUAUGAUAUUAGGAGGGGGAACGAGGGUAGUGCGGCAGCAGAACAACAGAUGAUGCUGACUGUAGCUUAUUGGAGAUUUGUGUUGAUCAGGUAGACUCUAGCUAUAUACAUAUAUUAUUUUGCCUUUUAAGUAAAGGAAAUAAUAUUCUGUGGCAUCACUGAAGAAGUGUUAGAGGCAAGAGGAGACAAAUGAUGCAGCAGGCAGUGGUUUAUGUGAGAUUUAUGUGAGAAAUUAGAUGAGGCUUUAAAAAACAAUUGUGAUUAUUUCUGUUCUAAGAUGUCAUUGAAAGCAUAGUGAGAGAAACACAGCUUUUCCAGGUGUGUUGGUAGAAUUCACGCACAGGAUCAUACAGUAUUUUAUAGAUUUAUAGAAUAGGUAUAUUUAUAAACUGUAAUAGAAUCUGCUAAUGCAUAAAAAAUUAGCUCCAGUGACUCUAUGGAAAUCAUUUAUGAAUAAACUCUGUUGAAUUAAGUGUGUAUGACAAAUUUGACCAUUAUAUGUUCCUGUAUUUUAUGUAUGCAAAUUUUGUCUGUCAAAUGCAGCAUCAGUCAGGAAUCUUAGCAACUGUUUAAGACUAUUCUUCAAUCAGUGUAAGUGAAAGCUGCCAUAUGUAUAGUAUUUUUUUAGAAUGUCAGUACAGAACCUUCGUAAUCAUAAAUUUGGCUCUUUAAGGAAGGCAUCCGUUUCCAUGAUAGUAGUCAGGGCAGGUUUAAUGGGCAUAGUAUAGUUCCUCUCUUAUUCUCAUCAUGUAGAGCUAAUCCAAGAAUUGCAAGUUGGCCUAAUGUUGCAUAGACUGGAACUAGAUUUACAUGGGAGUGUACUUCCUAAUCUCUGUGAAGUUGCAACCAAGUGUCAGCAUAGUGCAUUUCACCUUUCUUAUUGUCUUCAUACAUGGCAGUGUUAUAUACUGAAGAGCUGGAUGGAGUUCUAAAACAGAACAAAACUUGUAAAACAACAAAAAAAAGUUCAUGCAGUUUUCUCUAGUGUCUUUCUGUAAGGGAAAUCAUCAUCGUCUUCUUCAAAGUUGUUGUCGCCGUCAUCCUCAUCACCAUCCUGGUCCUCGUCAUUGUUGUUUUUGUUAUUAUCAUUAUUAUUAUUAUUAUUAUCAUUAUUGUUCUUGUUCUUGUUAUUAUGAUUGAUUUUGUUAUUAUUAUUAUUAUUAUUAUUAUUAUUAUUAUUAUUAUUAUUAUUAUUGUUAUUAUUGGUAUUGGUAUUGGUAUUUUCAAUAUCAUGAUCAUUUUUAUUUUUUUAUCAUCUUCAUCUUCAUCUUCACAAUUGCCACUGUCACCGUCAUUGUCAUCAUCAUAGUUAUUAUUAUUAUUAUUUUUAGUAUUAGUAGUAGUAGUAGUAGUAGUAAUGUUGUUGCAUAGUAUUAUUACUGUUAUAAUGAUAAUGAUAAAGAAGAUGAUGAUGAUGAUAAUGAUAUACUGUUAUAAUUGUUCAUAUUAUGUUAUUACUAUUAUCAAUAUCAUUGUAUUUGUCAUCAUCAUCACCAAUGUUAUCACCACCACCACCAACCACCACCACUGCUGCUACUGCUAUUAGUAUCACCAUUACGAUUACUACUAAUAUUACAACUGCUAUGACUACUACAACUUCUACAACUACUUUUACUACCACUACUACUACUACUACAACUAUUAUUAUUAUCCUUAUCAUUAUUAUUAUUAUUAUUAUUAUUAUUAUUAUUAUUAUUAUUAUUAUUAUUAUUAUUACUACUAGUACUACUAUUCCUGCUACAACUUUUAGUACUGCUACAACUACUGCUGCUAUUAUCAUAUAAUAUGCUGAUUACCAUUACUAAUGUUUGUUAUUAUUUUCAUGAUCAAUAUUUAUCAUCAUAAUCCACUUCACACUCCACUUAAUUUUCAUUGUGAUCAUCAGUAUUUGUAUUGUUUUUUAAGAUUAAUAUUAUAAAAAUCAUCAUUAUCUAUAUCUUUAUCAUAGUCAUUAUUAUAUUUUGUAUUUUAUUACUAUCAUUAUAUAAAUCUUGAUAAUGGUAAUAAUUAUAAUAUGGUCAUCGUCAGUGCUGUCGUUGUAAUCGUCGUCAUCAUCAUCAUCAUCAUCAUCUUUAUCUUUUUUCUAAUAUAUAUAGUCAUCGUUAUUUAUUUUAUUUUAUUUAUUUAUUAUUAUUUUUUUGUUUUUGUUUUGAUGAUGAAUAUUCCUGUGAUUAGGACAAUUAUUUUUAUCAUAUUGCUAUUGCUGUUACACCACUAGCUGCUCUUACUGCUUUGUACUCCAUACUGACUACUUCUAAAGCAUUCUUCAUUUUCUAUGUUGGUUUGUGUGCUGAACUGUUGCGAGUUUGAGAUUUUUCGUUUUCUUUCCUUUUCAUCUGUUCGUGCAUCGCCUGAAUAGUGGACUCGUGAAAUUGAAGUGCCUGCUUCUCGGUCUUUGUCUUUUUCCCCUUCGUUCUCGUCUUCUUUGCCUCUCGUGUCUUUCAUUUUGUUGUGCUUUGUUUUUUUCUCUCAUUUCUCUCUGCCUUUUAGCUUGCCCUUGCCUCUCUGCAAGGCCCUCCCUGUUCUUCCCUCUCCCUUCUCUUCUUCCUUUACUCUCCCCUUCCUCUCUCCCAUUCUCCUUCUUUCCUUUCUCUUUCCUCUGCUCCUCUCCUUUCUCUCCACUCUCCCUUCUCUCUUUUCCCCUUCUUUCUCUCUUUCUUUCUCUCUUUCUCUCUCUCUUUCUCCUUUUCCCCUUUCUCUUUUCUCCUUUUCUCUCUCUCUCUCUCUCUCUCUCUCUCUCUCUCUCUCUCUCUCUCUCUCUCUCUCUCUCUCUCUCUCUCUCUCUCUCUCUCUCUCUCUCUUUCUUUUGCCUUUUCUCUCUCUCUUGCUCUCAUCUUUUCUCUUCUUGCCUGACUCUCUUACUUGCCCUCCUUUCCCCUUUCUUUCAGUUUCUUAGUUUGAAGCUUCAAAAAGUUACUGCUUUUACAAGGUACUUGGAACAAUUAUGAAAUGUAAAUAUUUUUUAGUAGCCUUUUAAUGAUAUGUAAGUGAUAUGAGGAGAUUUCUGUGUAUAUACAUUCUUUUUUCAUUUAAUAAAGUUCUAGCAAAGCUUCAACAUAAUGAACAUAUCACAGCUGACUUAGCAUAGCGUUCCACGUUCACUAGUAUGGCAUAAAUUAUACCCUUGUAUUUUGGCCUCUGUGUGUAUUUGGUUUUUGUCCCAUGAGAUUUUAUUACUCUUUAAUUUAAGAGAGAAAGAGAGCAUUCGCACAUGUACGCGGGUGUGUGUGGGUGAGUGCAUGUAUGCUUGUACAUAUAUGGAUGUUUAGGUUUGUUUGGAAAUAGAAGCUUACAUAUUUUAAAGCACACACUUGAAGGAACUUGUGAAUAAUUUACAUUAGAAAAUGAAAUUCCAUUUUUGAAAGGAAAGGACACUGUUUUUAAACAUAGUCAACUAUUUGGAUGGUAUGUUUCUGAAACUCUGUGCUGUAAUAAUUUUGCAACAGUUUGUACCUUUAGUUUUUAUUGUUAUACAGCUGUACAUAAAAUAAGCCUGUAAAUUAUAUUUACAAAUGUAAGUUCAGUAGAGUGCCGAAUAACACUUCUAAACUCUUAACCACCAGUUGAAGUAAGGAAUGGAAGUGGGUCAUGGCAGUUUGUUAAAAGUAAGAGAAAGGGAUGUGCAUUUAAGUGAUUAACUAUUACAAACUGAUUGUGGUUAGAGCCUUUUGCAAAAUGGCUUUGUACAUAAUAUAAUGGGAUGUGAUAGCAGGUCUUUAGUAUUUCCUUUCUAGUGCAUAUGGUGAUCAGUGGACAGGAGAUUGAAAAACAAGGACAGACAUGGCAGUGGAAUGUGGAGGUGAAUCUAGAUCUGGCUAAAAAGGACGAGACUUUCAUCAAGGAAAAUUUGCUGCGUGAAGAGCACAUAUUUACUUGCCUAUUAAAUAAAGAAGCUGUUUCAUGAAACAGGGACUCUUAUAAAAGACAUUAGAUGAUAAUAUCGCUGAGUAAGGAAUUGCCCUUACGAUGACAUGCUGUUUUUUCUUUUCUUUUCUUUUUAAUUUUUUUAUCAAUCUCUUUAUAUAUAUGAGAAAGUGAUCACUACCCCCUGUUUAACAGUAAGCUGCAGGAAUAUUAUCUUAGAAAUCUGAAGGAAUGAACAAACAAACUUUAACUUUUGUACAAGAAAUAUUGAGAACUGGCAAGUUUUAGGAAAAUGAUUCACAGGAAGACAUGGUUGUUGCUAGUAAGAUUCAUUUUGAAAUUAUAUGCUGCUCUGAAUGAGGCUUGGUAUUGAAUAUAUUGCUAGUCAGGGGAAGGUAUUUUAUAUUAAGAAUAAGGACCAUGCAAAGCUGAAGAGAACUGUUAUGAAAUGUUACUGAUGUACUGACAACGAGUGAUUGAAACCAAUUUGUCCCUGAGAUUAUUUGCUAAUAGUAGAAAUAGUCUGAAAUAAUGUACUCUGAUUGUAAGGUUAUUUAAAGCAUUUUGUUAAACAAGCAGGCAGCCUGUUGUAUGAAGAAUUGCAAAAGACUGCAUAUAUGCCUCAAGUGCAAAUGAUGAUCCACUCUAUAGUUGUUGCCCCCAGUACUCAGUAGAGUGAAUGGCAAUUUGUGCUUGUGUGCACCCAGUUAUGUGUGGGUGGAUGUUGGCCAGUGUAUGUAUGCAAGGGUAUGUGUGUACCUGUGUGUGCUUGUGAGUGGCCAUGCUUUGAGUCUAUAAAGCCAUUUGGAGAAAAAGUAACAAUUUAUUAACAAUAAUUACCUUUAAGGUGUCUUGCCAAUGUAUAUUUUAGGUGCGAGUGAGUGGUUGGAAGUAAUUGUAAAUUGUUGAAUAUUGAAUUGAGAUUAUAAUUGCUACACAACAUAUCCUCAUAAAAUGAGGUAUGGUAUAUUUUUAGGCGACCAUUUAUGUCCAAUCCUUUAUUUAUUGAUUUAUAAUUUGCUGUUUUUCUUAUCUUUUUUAAUGUAACAGGUAUGCAAGGGUUUCUAGAUGAGAUUCAGCUGUAGUUUAGUUCUGGGGAAGUUUGUGUUAAAUGUGUUGGCUAGAUCAGUAGAAUAGACUGUUUGAGUGUCCUACCAUAUUUUGUCUUCAUUUCUGGAACAUAGAAUAAGAGAUAAAUAAAUCGGUAAUGGUGAUUUGCAGUUAUUAAUAUUAUUUUACUCUGUACCAUGGGCUGUUUGUCAUAUAACUUCUGAAGCAAACAAAACUGAAAGGAACAAAUGUUUGUGAUAGAGUUGUUGAAGAUGAUACUCUGUACCUUAUAUUCAUUAUCUGUGUGAUUAUUAAGCUUGAGAAAGAUUGACAACAGGAGCAAAUGUAAAUUUAAGUUAUAUAUUUAAUAUAUAUUAUAAAUA